AUGGCGAACAAUGAUCUAAACAGGAUCAGUUUCGGGAAUUCUUGUCGUCCCGUCGCUAUGCUUGAAAAUGCCAAACAAUCCAACUUCAUCCAAAGAUCAAGAUUACAUUCAUCAGAAGACCAAAAAAGAAGAGGUUUUAAUUAUUCGGGUCAAACUGUUUACAUCGAUCCCGACAUUUCUGCUGAGCUGCAGAACAAGGUUGUCGAGGUUGCUCGUGAAGAAGGUGCUUUGCUAGCGAACCAGUGGUUGAUCGGUCACAAUGCAACUCAUGUUGUGUGUGAAGGUUCUUCGGUUCGAAAAUAUCUUGGUCACUCCAAUAAUCUUGUUACACCCCUAUGGGUUCUGAAGACCACAAAGGAGUUACGGUCACAGAGGCUCGUCCAUUUGUCCGCUGACUUGGCACGCCAUGUAGGAAUGAUGCUCGGGGGCGUCCCAGGUGGCAUCGAUCUAAAGGAUGGCGAGAGGGUCGAUGGUUGUCGAGAUGAACCUGAAUCGAGCCUCAAAGAGAAGCAAGCCAUCGUGAUCCUUGCAAAAAAAGGGGUCAGGAAUCGUCGUGUGCAGGCGUAUCAAACACCGACAAAACCAUUGGCUCGAAACGUCCUUCUUGAUUCGAUCAAUUGGAGUAUGUCCGAGCCAUCAACAACCGCAUCUAUCUGUAUGGACUCAUUCAGUUUCGAUGAUUCUAAGACGUCUGAAUUUGUCAAUGCAAAUGAAAGUACAAAGGAACCCGAAGCUUGUUUCGUUAAUUUCUUGCGCCCACUCUCCGAAAGGGAAAAGAGUGAGCUAGUUUUCGGAAACCAUUUCAUUACGAUACUAUUUCCGGUGGACCGGUUUCUCGAGAUGGGACCUUGUUCAAGGACGUUUUUCAACGAUGCGGGGUUCACACGUUCACAGUUGUUAGAUCACAUCUACACAUUUUAUCAGGAGAACCUAUCAAUGUCUGAGAUAGAAUUAGCGAUCCACACUGACUCAAGGCAUGCUGACCGGCUAAGGUCAUUGUACUCGAGCAGCGAAGCUGCAAAGUGCGGUUUUGUGGAACUCAAACGCAUCGAACUCUUAGGGAGUCGCAAAAGCUUUGAAAUGCUCAAGCGUGUACCUGGAGACAACAAUAAUAACGUGUACGAGUUGUUGACACGAGCAUAAUCAGCAAACCCGUUGACAAGGAGUCUAGACCACGGGCAACACAAAUGUAGCUUGUACCAGCCUACCAGGCUUGUCAGAUCCAUCACAUCCUUUCGUUCUUUUUCAAAUCAGACAAAAUGCAUCAAAAUAUAAGGAAUUUUUCCUCGAUUCUUAUUGCAUUUUGAUGCAUUUUUCCUUUCCAAUUUAACUCACAUGUAUAAACAUUAAGAAAUAAAGGUUCUAUUCAGGUCCAAGUACAUCCUGUCGUCCCCGACCCACCUUAAGGUGGGAUA
Cynara cardunculus var. scolymus (artichoke) is the source of this 1415-nucleotide messenger RNA. RefSeq lists its product as uncharacterized. The coding region runs from base 1 to 1143 and encodes 380 amino acids. NCBI's taxonomy places the organism in Eukaryota, Viridiplantae, Streptophyta, Magnoliopsida, Asterales, Asteraceae. The transcript is spliced from 7 exons. The record is from RefSeq and is a predicted model, not a curated record.